Messenger RNA from Hymenoscyphus albidus, 1561 nucleotides. The record is from the annotation of a GenBank genome assembly. NCBI's taxonomy places the organism in Eukaryota, Fungi, Ascomycota, Leotiomycetes, Helotiales, Helotiaceae.
AUGCCAUCUUUAUGGAUUUCAACUUUCCCUCUCUACAUCCUCCCCCUCUACCUACUAUGGAGAAAACUGCACCUCUGGCUCGCCAUGCGACAGGCCGGCUGUUCACCACCCAUCAGCUACAAACACACCGACCCCUUCCUCGGCACCGAUCUUCUAUCCAAAAAAAGCGCAGCCAGCCAGAACGGUGAUGCGCGAGCCAUAGACCAAUCCAUCUUCAAAACCUACGGAAAAACAGUCCGCACCACCCUGCUCGGUAAGAACUACUUCCUCACCAUGGAUUCCCAGAACAUGCAGACCAUCCUCGCACCCUCCGUCGAGAAAUUCGGCAACGAGCCGAUGAACCGCGAAGCGUGUAGACCGUUCUUAGGCGAUGGGAUCAUCACGACGGACGGCGCGCUGUGGAAGCGAUCGAGGCAGCUCAUCAUUCCGCUCUUCACGCGCGCGCAGAUCUCGGAGUUAUCCACUUUUAGCGGUCAUGUGGAGAGGAUGCUGGAGAGGGUUCCGUGUGAUGGGGAGGUGGUGGAUAUGCAGCCCUUGCUGAAGAUGCUUUUUCUUGAUAGCUCGACGGAGUUUAUCUUUGGUCGGUCGGCGAAUGCUCUUAAGACUGAUUCGCAGGCUGAGGGGUCGGUGGCUGAACGGCUUCCUGUGGCUUUUGAUGAUGCGUUGAGUGGGAUGAGGAAACGGUUUAUGCUUCCGAGGGUUGUUCUGUGGAUCAUGCCGAGGGAUAGGAAGUGGUUGGAGAAGUGCGCUGAAGUGCAUGCGAUUAUUGAUGGGUUUAUUGAGGAGGAGAUGGAGCUUCAGAAACGGGAAAAAGUAGCUUCUGAGUCGUCGACUCCAUAUCGCUAUGUGCUUCUGAGAGAGCUCGUGAAAAUAACAGAUGAUAAAUUAUUCAUCCGAAACGAACUUCUGAAUAUAUUUUUUCCUGCGAGGGAUACAGCUGGAGUAUUGACAGGAAAUGUCAUCUUCCUCCUCGCAAGACAUCCCCACGUAUGGAAGAAACUACGCACUGAAGUUUUAGAAAUCGGCCAGAAAAGCCUUUCCUUCGAGCUUCUGAAAUCAAUGAAAUACCUACACGCAGUAAUCAACGAAAGUACGUCCCCAAACCCAACUCUAGCAGCCAUAAUCUGACAUCUAUCUAGCCCUCCGCAUCCUAGCUCCCGUAGACGGAAGUUGGAAAACCUGUCUAGCACCCUGCGUCCUCCCACAGGGCGGCGGUCCAAAGGGAGAUAAACCCAUCCUCUUACAGUCCGGUGAUCAAGUCGAGCUUGUCUUCGGCGCCAUGCAUAAAGAUCCCAUGAUCUGGGGCGAAGACGCAGAAGAUUUUGUGCCAGAGCGGUGGGAAGGUCGGAAGCAGAAUUGGGAGUAUAUCCCGUUCAUGGGUGGCAGACGGAUUUGUCCGGCGCAGCAGAAUGUGCUUACGGAUGUGGCGUUUGUGCUGGUGAGGCUCUUGCAGAAGUUUGAAGGGUGUGAGAAUAGGGAUGAGUGUGUGGAGCAUGUUGAUGCGCAGGUUUUUACGAAGGAGAGUAGGAAUGGGGUUAAGGUUGCGUUUACGCUUGCGUAG